GACGUUUAUUUGCAAGAAAUGAAAAUCAAAAAAACACAAUGUCGGAACCAUUAAUCAUUUUAAUCUAAUUAUCCACGAUAUUAAGUAAUAUAAACGGGAAUACAAAAUAAAAAACCAGUAUGCAUACAAAAACAGUUCAGAAGCGAAAAAGUGAAGGUGCCAGAAACAGUUUGAAAGAAGAAGAAUCGGAUGAAAAGGAAGAACAAAAUAACAAAAAUGAGAAUGAGCCGGCAGACGAAAAACCAAAAACCAAUAAAAAAGCAACUACAGAUUUACGAAAAUUGCUGUUUGCUAGCAUCGAUCCAAAUCAUAGACUUUUAAUGUGGUGGGAAACGGAACAUGUUAGAUAUGCAAUAAAUUACCCUCCGGUAAAAUCGCGGUUGGAGAAAGUAAUGGGAAGUCAUGUGGUUCGACUAACGGAUUAUCAGUACAUGAAAAAACUUGCAGCCAAUCUCCAUGAAGAUCAUUUAGAGCAACAGAGAACUCGUAUCGAGGGAAGAAAGUUGGCGCCUCCUUCCAUUAUUAAACGUUUAUUAGAAAUAUCUAAUAAAUCGUUAUGUGAGGUGAUAAGGGCUAACAAACGUAAUAAAAUUAAAAUGUAUAUGUGAACCGGAGUGUUAGAACUAUUCUAUUAAAUGUGAGAUAAUAUAAGAUAGAAGUUGAAUAUAACUUAUAAUUAUGUACUGGAAAUUUAAUCGCU
Molecule: messenger RNA, 700 nt
Organism: Megachile rotundata (alfalfa leafcutting bee)
Lineage: Eukaryota; Metazoa; Arthropoda; Insecta; Hymenoptera; Megachilidae
Source: RefSeq, a predicted model, not a curated record